This is a messenger RNA of Branchiostoma floridae (Florida lancelet), 2286 nucleotides long. Its product is annotated as GDP-mannose 4,6 dehydratase-like. The transcript is spliced from 13 exons. Gene Ontology annotation, biological process: GDP-mannose metabolic process. NCBI's taxonomy places the organism in Eukaryota, Metazoa, Chordata, Leptocardii, Amphioxiformes, Branchiostomatidae. Gene Ontology annotation, molecular function: GDP-mannose 4,6-dehydratase activity. The record is from RefSeq and is a predicted model, not a curated record. Bases 56 to 1177 code for a protein of 373 amino acids.
AGAAUAGCAGAACGAAACCCCCUGUGUUUUGAAUGGUUCCAUCCACAGAGCCAACAUGGCGAGCAAGAGGCCCGCUGAAUUUGAAGAAGAGACAAAAGACGGAAACGGACCCAAAAGACAAAGAAAAGUGGCCUUAAUUACAGGAGUUAGUGGACAGGAUGGGUCCUAUCUGGCAGAGUUCCUGAUAAACAAGGGAUAUGUGGUCCAUGGUAUCAUCAGAAGAGCCUCUACCUUCAACACUGGCAGGGUGGAACAUUUGUACAAGAACCCCAUGGCUCAUUUUGAAGGAGACAAUUUCCACCUGCACUAUGGAGAUAUGACAGACAGUACCUGCCUUGUCAAGAUCAUAUCAGAGGUCCAGCCAGAUGAGAUAUACAACUUGGCCGCACAGAGUCAUGUAAAGGUAUCCUUCGACCUCGCUGAAUACACAGCAGAUGUGGAUGGGGUCGGCGUGCUGCGGAUGUUGGACGCCAUACGGACGACCGGUCUGGCCAGCAAGGUCAAGUUUUACCAGGCGUCCACCAGCGAGAUGUUUGGACUGGUGCAGGAGGUCCCACAGAAGGAGACCACACCUUUCUAUCCCAGAUCACCCUAUGGAGCAGCAAAGCUGUAUGCCUACUGGGUGGUGGUGAACUACAGAGAGGCUUAUAACAUCUUUGCCUGCAAUGGUAUUCUCUUCAACCAUGAGAGUCCCAGGAGGGGGGAAACGUUUGUGACCAGGAAGAUCACCCGUGGUGUCGCUAAGAUCUUGUUGGGGCAACAGGAGGACAUUGUGCUGGGGAACCUGGACUCACAGAGGGACUGGGGACAUGCAAAGGACUAUGUCAUGGCCAUGUGGAUGAUCAUGCAGCAUGAGGUGCCAGACGACUUCGUUGUUGCCACGGGAACAGUGCACAGUGUCAGGGAGUUUGUGGUCGCCUCCUUCAAGCACAUCGGAGUAGACAUCAUGUGGGAAGGUAAAGGACUUGAGGAGGUCGGCAAAGACAAGACAACUGGCACUGUACGAGUCAGGGUGGCCAAGAAGUACUACAGGCCAACAGAAGUGGACUUCCUACAAGGAGACAGUACCAAGGCGAAGAAGAUACUGGGAUGGGAGCCAUCAGUGUCCUUUGAGGAGAUGGUGAAAGAAAUGGUAGAGUCUGACAUUCAGUUGAUGAAGGAACACCCUCGUGCUUGAACUGACCAAUCAUGGACAGUGUCUUGUAUCAAGGCCCUAGUGGCCGAGAUGGUGGAUGCUGACAUUGAACUGAUGAGAGCACAUCCCUCUGCCUGAUCAACCAAUGAGGACAGCCCAGUUCUGUAGGCUGGCCAAUCAGACAUGACAUCCCUCUGCCUGAUCAACCAAUCAGGACGCUCCAGAGCUGUAGGCUGGCCAAUCAGAAGUGACCCCGGAGAGACAACAUUACUAGUUAGCACAGGUGUCAUCACAAAAAGUGACCAAUGAGGAAAAGCCUCUGAUAAGUACCUGAAUAGGAGAAAAUUGAUGUCAAUCAUUAGUUUCAAAAUUACCUAUUGAUAUAUGCUAGAAAAUCAUGUGUUGCAUUCUUUGUGGAAAAAAAAGAGAUUUCCAAUUGUAGAAUUUAGAGCACUAUGUAAAUAGCUUAUUUAUUGCACUAGAUCUGAUAGGUUGCAUAGACAAAUGUCUUAUCUUGAUUUUAUGAAAAAUCUCUUAGAUAUCUACUUAUCAUCAUAAUUAAGUCAUGAGCUUCUGGAAAGGUGGCAUUAUUUUGGAGUUGAGUUGGUAGGUACCUACAUGUACCAGACUUUACCAGACACAUCAUCUCUUUGGAAGGUGUAUCUGGUAUAAAUGGCCUGCCAUUGGUCCAAUCAUCUUUUGAUUGACAGGCUCAUUGGACAACAGAUGACCAGUGCCUUCUGAUAACAUAAACACUUUAUGUUGCACAAGUGUAUGGUUCAACAAUAGUUUUUACUCAAUAGUAUUGUAAUUUGCAGCAUCAAAGGCACCGCACUUCAAGGAAAGCUUCUUGACAAUAUAUUCAAUGUUAGCAUCUGCACUUAGUCUGUCCAAGAGAUUCUUUUUGGGCUAUGAAGUCCUGUGGCUGGCUAACUCUCAUGGCAAGCCAUUCUGUUUAGCAUACCUGUACUUUAUUGUAAUGUGAGAAUUUCAUGGGACUACAAUUAAGAUAAAAAAAGUGGAGGGUUGGAAGGUUGCUUACACAUUCCUAUCAGCAAUAAUGGAUACUGGACAUUUCUUCAGUAUAUACUAUAAUUACACUUGUGUGAAUGUUAAUUUAUUUCUCUUGCUUAAUCUGCAAUACAUAAAAA